AUAGGGCCGGCGCGCUCGCGCUGUCGUUGCCAUGGCAACGCAGCAGUCGACGCGAGCCACACACUGCACUGGUGGACUGUGUGCAUGGUUAUCAUCGCGUGUUGUGCUGCCUGCGUCGUCGUCGAUCAGGCAGCCAGUAAUCCAUAUAUACGCCUCGCCCGCCGGUCCGGAAGAGGUCCAAGGCCAUCAUCCAUCGCUCAGCCUCACCAUGUACCCGAAGCCGGAGGACGGUCCGGCGACGGGCUUCCCGAUGAGCGGCGGCGGCGGCACGGGCGGGCGCGGCCCGAGCGCGUACUACCAUGCUCCGGGAGCGGGCGCGGCGACGGCGGCGUUCGCGAUGCAGGCGCAGGCGCCGCUGGCGGCGUGGUCGACGGGGCUGUGCGACUGCUUCGACGACUGCAGCAACUGCUGCGUGACGUGCCUGUGCCCGUGCGUGACCUUCGGGCAGAUCGCGGAGAUCAUCGACCGCGGGUCGACGUCGUGCGGGGCGAGCGGCGCGCUCUACGCGCUCAUCAUGUGCCUCACGGGCUGCCAGUGCGUCUACUCCUGCUUCUACCGCGCCAAGAUGCGCGCCCACUACGGCCUGCAGGAGAGCCCCUGCGCCGACUGCUGCAUCCACUGGUGCUGCGAGCCAUGCGCGCUCUGCCAGGAGUACCGCGAGCUCAAGAAGAGAGGCUUCGACAUGAACCUCGGAUGGCACGCCAACAUGGAGAGGCAAGGGCGCACUCCGGCAACCAUGCCACCCCUCAUGCACCCAGGGAUGACCCGUUGAUCCAUCGCUCCGUACGUGCAGGUCUUUUCUUCCUCCAACACACAUCUAAGUGUGCAUCUUUAUCAAAAAAAUCUAAGCGUGCAUCCUUGUGUAACUUGUGUAAAAAAAUGCUCGUAUAUUAUGAGAUGGAGGGCGCAGAUUAGAAUAAUACAUGUUGUUCGGCAUCUUUGCGGUGGCCCUACAUGCAGGUAUCUGUACAAUACAGUGUAACACACAAGUACCACUUUGUGUAAUGUUAUUGGAAAUGUACUUAAACUUUGAAGUUGUUA
Hordeum vulgare subsp. vulgare (domesticated barley) is the source of this 1041-nucleotide messenger RNA. Its product is annotated as cell number regulator 2-like. The transcript is spliced from 2 exons. The record is from RefSeq and is a predicted model, not a curated record. Lineage: Eukaryota; Viridiplantae; Streptophyta; Magnoliopsida; Poales; Poaceae. Bases 32 to 772 code for a protein of 246 amino acids.